Molecule: messenger RNA, 1678 nt
Organism: Spinacia oleracea (spinach)
Lineage: Eukaryota; Viridiplantae; Streptophyta; Magnoliopsida; Caryophyllales; Amaranthaceae
Exons: 5
Coding region: 6-1481 (491 amino acids)
Source: RefSeq, a predicted model, not a curated record
GGACUAUGAUAAUUCUCUAUCUUCCUCCUCUUACACCCCAAAUCAAAACCAUUAUGGAUACCCAAGAACACCAAAUAAUCAAAGACCAAAACACCCCUAUGAAUCUCGAAACAUUCGCGGUUAUCGAGGCGCUCUCAAUCGAGAGAGAUUACCUUAAAACCGAGAUUCUCGCGGUCGAGGAGAAGAUUAGGGAGAGAGAAAAUGAGUUGUUAAGGAGGAUUAAUGAUGUGUUAAGGGAGAAAGAGUGUUUAGAGGUGGAAAUUGAUAAGGGUUUAAGAGAAAAACAGGUGUUAUUGAAAGUUAUUGAAUUCAUUAAAGAGUCUUUGAUGAGAGUUAGUGAAUGUUUAGAUGAUAAUAAUGAAUGUAAUGAAACUGAAAAAGUGUCGAAUUUUGAGGAGAAAUUGGAAGAAUUAAUGUUGGAAAAAUUGGAAUUUGUUUUUAGGAUGGUGAAAAGGGUUGAAGAAAAGGUGAAUUCUCAUCUAAAAAAAGUGAGUAAAGAGAAGAGGGAAUUAGAAUGCAGUGUGAUGAGUUUAAUUGAGGAGAAUCGAGAUGUUAAUGUGUUGUUUCGUGUUGCUGUUGUUGAGAAAGAAGCAAUGGAGAAGAGUGUUGCUGGUAAAUUGAAGAAGAAUAAUGAACAGAGUAGAACAGCUUUGUUGCAGUUUGCUGAGAGAGGGUUGCAGAGAGUUGGGUUCGGGUUUAUAGUUGGAGGCGGUUCGAGUAAUGUGGAAGAUGAAGAUCGAAAGGAAAAUGGUGAUCAAAGUUCAGAGAGUAGUGAAUCUGAAUCUGAAGAGGAAGAAGUUGUGAGUUUGGUUUCGACUGUGGAGAAGAUGAUGAAGGGGUUAAGAGUCGAGAUCACUCAAUUAAGGAAUGAUUUGGAGGAGUCCAGGUCAGAAACUGAGCAGUUGCUGAGUCUGACAGAGAAACAAGCUCAACAGAUCACCGAACAAGGCGAUUACAUCAAAGAGAUGGAAGAUCGAGAAAGAAUUCUAACUCAAAAUGUCGAAGAACUCGUUGCAGAAAUAAAAGCAACUGAAAGGGAGGUUCAGAGAUGGAGAAAAGCCUGUGAAUUGGAAGUGGAUGCUGGAAAACAUGUUGCUCGUGAACAUGAUAAACUGGUUAAUAUUUUGAAACAAGAGUUAGAGAAGACAAGAACAACUCUACAAGUAUCGAACAAGAAGUUGAAGUUAAAGGACGAAGUAGUUGCUGCAGCAAUGGCAGCACAAUCAGCUGCAGAGAAAUCUCUGCAACUGGCUGACAGCAGAACUGCAGGAUUACGACAGAGGAUUGAAGAACUGACCAGACAAUUGGAAGAAGAAGAUGAAAACAGACAGAAAAACAAUAACAGAAGAAGAAGGAUGAGGCGAAUAUGUUGGCCAUGGCUAGCUCUUAAUUCUGCAAAUUCUACUAAUAAUAAUACUAGAGUUCUGGAUUUGGAUAUAAGAAGACGUGUGAGACCAGAAAUGCAAACCUUUCUUCAUUAACAAGUUACUUGUAGACCUGUCAAACGGGUCGGGUUAAUCUGGGUCGGUCACUUUUGGGUUUGGGUAUAUAAAUGUUUGUUCAAGACCCAGAACUUUCAGUUUCAGGUCGGCCCAACGGGCUGAGAGAUUUUAAAACGCGUAUUAUAUUUCAUUAUUUUUGAGUAAUAAAAAAAAUAUGCGCACAAAUUAACAAAUUU